This is a messenger RNA of Mercurialis annua (annual mercury), 1749 nucleotides long. RefSeq names its product protein ASPARTIC PROTEASE IN GUARD CELL 1. NCBI's taxonomy places the organism in Eukaryota, Viridiplantae, Streptophyta, Magnoliopsida, Malpighiales, Euphorbiaceae. The record is from RefSeq and is a predicted model, not a curated record. Gene Ontology annotation, biological process: proteolysis. Gene Ontology annotation, molecular function: aspartic-type endopeptidase activity. The coding region runs from base 71 to 1543 and encodes 490 amino acids. The transcript has a single exon.
UCACCAUAUAAAUCCAACACCCACCACUCUCAAACUUCACCACUCUCUUUUUUUUAUUCUUCAGACAUCAAUGGCUGCUGUCUUAAAGCUUCUCUUUACUCUCUUCUUUUUCACUUCUCCCAUUUUUGUCAGUUCAAGAACCUUAACCUCAAAAACGACAACUCUUCUUGACGUUCAGACCUCCAUUCUUAAAACCAAACAUGUUUUCGUCACUUCCGCCACUAAAACGACACGGGCUCAGUCGUUUAGCCUACAAGAGACGACCGUAGCUGAACCAGCCUCCUCGAUUCUAACCAUGGAGCUACAUUCUAGACCUUCGGCUGUUAAAAUUAAACACACAGAUUAUAAAUCACUAACCUUAUCUCGACUCGAGCGUGACUCAGUCCGAGUUAAUUCUAUCAUAACUCGUUUAGAUCUCGCCGUUAACGGCAUUUCCAGCUUCGAUCUUAAACCGAUUGACACUGAGUUACAAUUGACAGCUGAGGGUCUCCAAGGCCCCAUUGUUUCGGGAACGAGUCAAGGAAGCGGUGAGUAUUUCUCCCGAGUCGGAAUCGGUAAACCGGCAAGUCCAGUUUAUAUGGUUAUCGACACCGGUAGCGACGUUAACUGGAUACAAUGCGCACCCUGCGCCGACUGUUACCAUCAAGCCGACCCGAUUUUCGAGCCGGCUUCUUCAUCGUCUUACUCUCCUCUUUCUUGUGAUACCAAACAAUGCCAGUCCCUUGACGUGUCUGCAUGCCGUAACAACACGUGUCUCUACGAGGUCUCCUACGGCGACGGGUCGUACACAGUCGGCGAUUUCGUCACUGAAACUGUCACUCUCGGCUCGGCUUCCGUUGACAAUGUAGCCAUCGGAUGUGGUCAUAACAACGAAGGAUUAUUCGUCGGAGCGGCUGGUUUACUCGGACUCGGCGGCGGCAAGCUUUCUUUUCCGUCACAGAUUAAUGCUACGUCGUUUUCAUAUUGUCUCGUGGAUCGUGACUCUGACUCGGCUUCUACUCUUGAGUUUAACUCGGGUUUACUUCCUAACGCUGUUACCGCUCCGUUAUUGCGCAACCGUGAGGUCGAUACUUUUUACUACAUCGGAUUAAUGGGAAUAAGUGUCGGAGGUGAGUUGCUACCGAUUCCUGAGUCAGUUUUUAAUAUUGACGAGUCAGGUAAUGGAGGGAUGAUUAUCGACUCGGGAACCGCUGUGACUCGGUUGCAAACGGUGGCGUAUAACGCUUUACGGGAUGCUUUCGUUAAUGGGACUAGGGAUUUGCCCGUUAGUGAUGAGGUGGCGUUAUUUGACACGUGUUACGAUUUAUCUCAAAGGAAUAGUGUUGAGGUCCCUACGCUGUCGUUUCAUUUCCCCGGCGGGCGGAUGUUACCGUUACCGGCUAAGAAUUACCUGAUUCCGGUUGAUUCUGACGGUACGUUUUGUUUUGCGUUUGCUCCAACGGCUUCUGCUUUGUCGAUAAUUGGGAAUGUGCAGCAGCAAGGGACACGUGUAGGGUUCGAUCUGGCUAAUUCACUUGUUGGAUUUGAGCCUGAAAUAUGCUAAAGAUUUGAGUAUUUAUUUCAAGUUUAAAUGUAAAGUUUUAUAAGGAAAUGAAGGGAAAUAUGAAGAAGGAUCUGAUAGUAGCCGUUACAUUCUAAAGCUAUUUAAAAAAGAGGGACGUAAUAUUUCAUAAGAAAAUACAUUAUAUUAUAUGCUAUUUCAAAUGUAUAAUUUGCAUUCUUAAUUAAAGGAUGAAUUGAGGGAGAUAA